Molecule: messenger RNA, 1153 nt
Organism: Prunus dulcis (almond)
Lineage: Eukaryota; Viridiplantae; Streptophyta; Magnoliopsida; Rosales; Rosaceae
Product: fasciclin-like arabinogalactan protein 12
Exons: 1
Coding region: 135-1001 (288 amino acids)
Source: RefSeq, a predicted model, not a curated record
CCUCUCCAUUCCCCCCAAAACUCAUAUCAAACACUUGCACAAAAUAUCAAACACCUUGUGCACGCACCACUCCUGCAUUGGCAUUACUUGUUUUCAAGCAAAUUAAGAAGCCAAAACCCAUCACACUCAAAAACAUGAUGAUGAAGCUUCAGAAUCAGCCUCUUUUCUCACUCACACUUACACUCAUCUUCCUUUCCCAUUGCACCAAAAUCAUAUCCCAAGCUCCUGCUGCUGCUCCGGCUGCUCCUGCCGCCCCAGCUACCCCAAUUGCCCCAGCUGCCCCAAUUGCCCCAGCUGCUCCAGCAAUUACAGGGCCAGCAGUUCCAGCACCACCAGCUGAUGCCCCUGCACCUGCAGGCCCAACCAACAUCACCAAAAUCCUUGAAAAAGCAGGUGGCUUCAAUGUCUUAAUCCGCCUUUUGAAAAGCACCCAAGUAGACAACCAGCUCUACAGCCAACUCAACAACUCAAAUAGCCAACUCACCGUUUUAGCCCCCACUGACAGUGCCUUCUCAAAGCUCAGCACAGGCUCACUCAACUCUUUGAGUGAUGAGCAAAAAGUCCAGCUCUUACAAUUCCAUCUGAUCCCAGAUUUUCUCACAAUCCAAAACUUCCAAACUCUCAGCAACCCAGUGAGGACCCAAGCUGGAGAUGGAUUUGAGUACCCACUAAACAUUACCACAUCAGGCAGGGCAGUCAACAUAUCAUCUGGUCUUGUCAACACCUCCAUUUCAGGCACUGUCUACUCUGAUAGUCAAAUUGCUAUUUACCAACUUGACAGUGUGCUCCAGCCUUAUGGUGUUUUUGCUCCCAAGCAUCACCCACCUUCACCGGCACCGGCUCCGGUGCAAGAGAAGCCUAAAAAGACGUCAUCAUCUGAUGACAGUCCUGUUGCUGAAUUGACGAAGUCUGCUGCUGUGCCUACUCUGAUCCCUAAAUUUAAUGGCAUUGUCUCCGUUGCAGUUGCUAUGGUUGCUGCUGCAGCAUUAAGCUUUUGUUGACAAAAUUGUUUGUUCCAAUUGGAGUUGGGUUGAAUUUGAAGGGUAAUGAUGUACGGUGACUGGUUUGGAAUAAUUGUUGUUUUGCAUGUCAGGAAUGUGAUCUGUAUGUGAGACCAAUGGGUUCUUAUCUGUUUUGUUGUUUGUAUCUGUAA